Molecule: messenger RNA, 594 nt
Organism: Hippopotamus amphibius kiboko
Lineage: Eukaryota; Metazoa; Chordata; Mammalia; Artiodactyla; Hippopotamidae
Gene: MCEMP1
Product: mast cell expressed membrane protein 1
Exons: 7
Coding region: 1-594 (197 amino acids)
Source: RefSeq, a predicted model, not a curated record
AUGAACCAGGAGGUCGAGAUGCAGGCGGCAGCCUUCAAAGACAAGAAAUGGGGGUCCCAAGCCCAUAAAAAAGGUGCAGAUGACCCUGCCUAUGAGAAUAUCACCUUCAAAAGCCGGGACCAGCCAGAGGGCAGUCAUUCACCACCCAAGAGCAAGGCCCAGUCCAAGCCAUCCUCGGACCCUGCCCAGGUCCCCCAUUGGUUGCCUAGAGCCAUGAUGAGCCUGCAAGUUCUCCUCGCUCUAUCCUGCAUCGUCCUCUUAGCCAUGGUCCUGGUGAAGAAUUCCGAGAUGUCUCAGGAGCUGCUGGUCUUGAAAGAGGAGCUCCAGAACGUCUCUAUUUCGGUGGGACAGUGCCAGGAGAAGCAGGAGAAGCACUGGAACAGUGUCAACUCGGGCAUCCAGGAAGCCAAGCACAGCAUUGACACGGUCAAGAACAAGGUCCAGGAAGGGAACCAGAAACUGAAGACGCUGGAGACAGUCUCGAACGAAAUCAAGAGUACAUCACAGAAAAUCCUCCAGGAGUUGAAGAUGCCAAAACCAAGAGGGCCCCACGGACACGCGCGCCCCCGUGCGGCCACUUUCGGGAACCCCUGA